This is a messenger RNA of Penicillium daleae, 1266 nucleotides long. RefSeq lists its product as uncharacterized. The record is from RefSeq and is a predicted model, not a curated record. Gene Ontology annotation, molecular function: protein binding. The coding region runs from base 1 to 1266 and encodes 421 amino acids. Lineage: Eukaryota; Fungi; Ascomycota; Eurotiomycetes; Eurotiales; Aspergillaceae. The transcript has a single exon.
AUGGGACAUAUCGACGGUUUGGUUCAGCCGGUUUGGCUCGGCCACCAUACAACCGAGCAAUUGCGCUCUCCUGUUUCACUUGGUAUACUGCCUUGCGAGUUGGUCCUGGAAAUUGCAGACUACUUGGAGAUCGGAUCUCUCAGCCGCUUGUCUCGUACCUGCAGAGGGUUACACAGGCUCCUCGAUGCUGAAAUCACAAAGCAGGCUCCACAAUCCUCCCUAGCCCCUAGAAGCCACUACGAGGCGAGAUUUGUCUAUGACGAUGAUCACCAGCACGGGGUAGACUUUCCUUCCUUCAGGGUCCACUGGGGCCCAACAUUCGAUCAUAGCGUAGCGUCUUGUCGCAGGUGGAUUCCCCCUGCCUUUAUCCCAACGAGAUUCGAACCCUUCGGCCAAGCUAUAUAUCGGGGCAACUUUGCUGCUGUGAAAAGUCUUCUCGAGCGAGGUGUGAAUCCCAAUUCAUAUCUUGUCAAUGGUGCGACUAUGCUCAGUAUAGCUGUGGAAUCGGGUAACAUGGAUAUUGUGACAUUACUCUUAAGACUUGGCGCUCGUCCAUGUUUGAAAGAUCCCGGGCUACAUACGUCGCCCCUAGACCGAGCUGCUCGCAAGGGAGACCCCGACGUGUUGCAUGCCCUGCUAUUGACUGGCUGCAAGGUAAAUUCAUGUAUCACCCUUCAUGAUGCUAUCCUCUAUCGAAAAGAAAUUGUCGAGCUUCUCAUUCCGCUAAUGGACCGGAGCAGAUUCAACCUCACAAAUGCUGGAGGGCAGACCGCUUUACACGUAGCGAUGAGAGACGCAUAUGUUGACACCGCAAUGUAUCUGAUCGGGCUCCCAGAUAUCGACCUUGACAUUCAGGAUAGGCAUGGAUUGACUGCUUUGCAUUUUGCACUCCAUCGUCACAUCCUGGUGCAGGCUCUUCUCGAAGCUGGUGCUGAUAUUAACAUUACCAUGCCACGCGGCGGCCAGAACGCAUUGCAUGUUGCUCUCAAAACUGUUGCUGCAUCAGAACUACCACCUAUACUUCGUGAGCUUCUCCAACAUGGUGCUGAUGUUAAUUGCCUCUCAUCAUAUGGGACUCCCAUGCAUUGUGCGGUUAGAACUAGGGCUAAAUCUGUUGUGGAAGUCCUUCUCUAUGAUAGCCCAACCCCGCCAGAUCUGACAAUCACAGACAGCCAUGGAAAAACACCAAUUGAUUUGGCUGUUGACAUUGGCGGCUAUGAGAUUGGUUAUUUGCUCAGGAAGGAUCAAUACCGCCUUUCUGUAUGA